Messenger RNA from Prinia subflava (tawny-flanked prinia), 3656 nucleotides. It is a transcript of the gene TUBA8, whose product is annotated as tubulin alpha 8. Gene Ontology annotation, molecular function: structural constituent of cytoskeleton; GTP binding. Gene Ontology annotation, cellular component: cytoplasm; microtubule. The record is from RefSeq and is a predicted model, not a curated record. NCBI's taxonomy places the organism in Eukaryota, Metazoa, Chordata, Aves, Passeriformes, Cisticolidae. Gene Ontology annotation, biological process: microtubule cytoskeleton organization; mitotic cell cycle. Bases 1897 to 3042 code for a protein of 381 amino acids. The transcript is spliced from 5 exons.
UCUGAUGAGAUCUAAUCCACUGAUGAUGUUGGUAGGGUGUAAGUCUGCAUUUUGGGGUGGCCAGGACCAAUACUACCAAGAAUAAAGUACCUGGCAUUCAUCAUUAUUAGAUGAAUGUAUCUUUAUAUUAACUACAGUUCUGACAUUACUGUAUUAGGGGAGAAAACUCUACAAAUAAAAUGUAAAAAUACAUAGCACAGUUCUCUGUUUCGGGGAUAAUGCCUGAAAAAACAGUAUUUUAGCAGUGUUAUACAGAUACUGAAUUAUUGGACUUGGGAAGUUCAGAAAUCCUGAAAUAAGAUGCUGCUGGUUCUCCCAGCAGGUGGCAACAGACUAACAGAAAACAGUUAAACAGGGAAGUGUUUAAAUCUUCAUUCACUUUCUGAGGAAGGUAUUUUAAUGUGUGGGAAAUGCAAAAUACAAAUCCCAAAUUAAAAGGAAAAGAGGAUUUUGUGUGAUCACCUAAGAAGUUACUAAGAGUGCUCUGUAUUGUAAAAUGUCAUCAUAAUGUUCUGAAAUAAUCCAUGAUUCUGACACUGCUGGUGAGUCACUCAGGUAACCAACCUGCAGGGAGGGAGCGAGGUACAUCCAGCAGAGGAGAAAAGGCAUUUAAUUGUCCUUCCUUUGCCUCUUGGUGGAUUUCAAUAUUUGCCCAGCAUAUUGAGCUGGGGGAAGAAGGAAGGGGAGCACAUUCAGAGCCAGUGAAGGAGCCCUGCCUGCCCCUGGGGAGUGUGAAUCCACUCCUUGGAUUGCUUUGCUUGCUUGCACAACUUCUGCUCUGUGUGUUAAACUGUACCUCAACCCACAGGCUCUCUCUGACUCUCCUGAUUCCGUGCUCAGCUGCCAGCUGGGGUUAAACCAGUACAACUAAAUUAUUCAAAUAUGCCAUUUUCAGAGGUGUGAAAAUGUGAGACUAUUCCUUAGCUUCAAAGCAAUGAUGGUUUUCUGAAGAAGUCUGAGAUUCAGCUUAGACAAAGCAGCAGAUGGAAAUCACCAUGGAAAUUCUUUGUUAAAAAACAAUUAUGGCUCUGGAAAUUAUGGGUCUGUAGCUUUCCCCAGCCAAAACCAGAGUAAUGAGGUUUGCGUAAAGAACAGCAAAACGAAGACUAUACCAAAGCGAGUUUAUAAAAACCAGAAUGAACAAUUUCUCACUGUUGAAAUGUAAGUGUUAAAGAAGAUAUUUCUAUGCUUGUUGCCAACAGUGGCAGAACAAUCUGUUAAUACCAUGUCAGAGUAGACUAACCUACAUCUGAGGAAUUGUCUGUUUAAUGUCUGCUAAUUAAACAUCAUCAUAAACUGUACAUUUAUAAGUCUGGGGAUACAUAAUGCAGAUUCAAGCAUUUGAGUGUGCCUUCUUUGUUACCUGGGGCUGGCAAACAUAAGGAUUUCUCCACUGAGAGAAGCUGCUGCUUUCCAGUGGGGAGCUAGUGCAGAAGGAGCAAAGUGGUGGAGGGGACUGCACUAAUUUGGUGCCAGAAUGUUGGGGUGAUGCCUCCAGGUCUGUCCUACAAUAAUCACUGCAAUAAGAGAUUUUUUUCUGUGUUUGGGCAGAGAAGUGGGAGUCUGCACUGGAAGCUGUCCCUGUGCUGCUGACAGCCUGGAUGACUGCACAUGGAAAGAGAAGUGAUAGAAGUAAAUUGAAGUGCUGUUAGAGAAGCCAGGAGAUCAUUUAAAAGUGCUAGUAGAACACAUUUAAGGAUACGUGAGUGCAUCUCUGUCCACGUUGGCCAGGCUGGGGUGCAGAUAGGAAACGCGUGCUGGGAGCUCUUCUGCCUGGAGCACGGCAUCCAGCCCGACGGCACCUUCAAGGACCUGCACGACAAGCUCGGCUCCGACGACUCCUUCACCACGUUUUUCAACGAGACAGCCACGGGCAAGCACGUGCCACGGGCUGUCAUGGUGGACUUGGAACCCACUGUGGUAGAUGAAGUACGGGCUGGCACCUUCCGGGAGCUUUUCCAUCCGGAACAGCUGAUCACUGGGAAGGAGGAUGCAGCCAAUAACUAUGCCCGUGGCCACUACACCAUUGGCAAGGAGAGCAUUGACAUGGUGCUGGACCGUGUCCGUAAGCUGACUGAUGCCUGUUCUGGACUGCAAGGAUUCCUGAUCUUCCACAGCUUUGGCGGCGGUACCGGCUCUGGAUUUACCUCCUUGCUGAUGGAGCGGCUCUCUGUGGAUUAUGGCAAGAAGUCCAAACUGGAGUUUGCCAUCUACCCGGCCCCUCAGGUGUCCACGGCCGUGGUGGAGCCCUACAACUCCAUCCUGACCACGCACACCACGCUGGAGCACUCUGACUGCGCCUUCAUGGUGGACAACGAGGCCAUCUACGACAUCUGCCGCCGCAACCUGGACAUCGAGCGCCCCACCUACACCAACCUGAACCGCCUCAUCAGCCAGAUCGUGUCCUCCAUCACGGCCUCGCUGCGCUUCGACGGCGCCCUCAACGUCGACCUGACUGAGUUCCAGACCAACCUGGUGCCCUACCCGCGCAUCCACUUCCCGCUGGUGACCUACGCGCCCAUCGUCUCCUCCGACAGGGCGCACCACGAGCAGCUCUCGGUGGCCGAGAUCACCAACGCCUGCUUCGAGCCCUCCAACCAGAUGGUGAAGUGCGACCCUCGCCACGGCAAGUACAUGGCGUGCUGCAUGCUGUACCGCGGCGACGUAGUGCCCAAGGACGUCAACGUGGCCAUCGCCGCCAUCAAGACCAAGAGAACCAUCCAGUUCGUGGACUGGUGUCCCACAGGCUUCAAGGUGGGGAUCAACUACCAGCCCCCCACGGUGGUUCCUGGAGGAGACCUGGCCCAGGUGCAGCGGGCAGUCUGCAUGCUGAGCAACACCACGGCCAUCGCCGAGGCCUGGGCAAGGCUCGACCACAAGUUCGACCUGAUGUACGCCAAGAGAGCUUUUGUGCACUGGUAUGUGGGUGAAGGCAUGGAGGAGGGAGAGUUUGCAGAGGCCCGAGAGGACCUGGCUGCCCUGGAAAAGGACUAUGAAGAGGUGGGAACUGACUCGUUUGAAGAGGAGAAUGAUGGGGAGUGAUUGUAAAAUACAUUUUGUUCCUGGUGAGCACAGAACUGUCUCUGUAUCACUGUAUUGUAUGUAUUGACAAUUAGGUCAGCUUUUCUGUAUAUUGUAAAUAUAAAUUUAGGAGAGGUUCAUGUAGUGACAUUUUUUAUUCUAUAAACAACAGGCAAAUUAUCCUGUAAGAUAUCAUCAGCUGUAGUAAUGCCCCACCACCCCCAGUAAUGUAAAAAGACUUGCUCACCCUUGCACACUUCAUGUGAGCCUCUUUCUGCUCUAAUGCACAUCCUAAACUCACUACAUUCCACACAGAUAACCCCAAAAAUCUGCAGGACUCUGCUUCCCAUGAGAGCAGCAGAGCCUACAGGGACACCACGGACACCUGCCAAAGCCAGGAUUCUGUGGAAUCCCCAGUCAGCUACAACCAUCUCUGGGGAUAUUUGAAAAGUCAUGGCAAUCAGGUGAAGUGCCAGGGGCUGCUUCACCACUCCUCACCCUCACUGAGCACACCUGGGGCUGCUUCAUCCCUCCUCAUCCUCACUGACCACACCUGGGGCUGCUUCAUCCCUCCUCAUCCUCAUGAGCACACCUGGGGCUGCUUCAUCCCUCCUCACCCUCACUGAGCACACCUG